Girardinichthys multiradiatus is the source of this 8687-nucleotide messenger RNA. It is a transcript of the gene usp43a, whose product is annotated as ubiquitin specific peptidase 43a. Gene Ontology annotation, biological process: protein deubiquitination. The coding region runs from base 567 to 4265 and encodes 1232 amino acids. The transcript is spliced from 16 exons. Gene Ontology annotation, molecular function: cysteine-type deubiquitinase activity. The record is from RefSeq and is a predicted model, not a curated record. NCBI's taxonomy places the organism in Eukaryota, Metazoa, Chordata, Actinopteri, Cyprinodontiformes, Goodeidae.
UGUGAUCGGUCCUACAGGGGGCAGUUUAAAUCUACAGAACUUUGACAUCUAGUGUAGUCAACUUCCUUCUUACCAGUGUUUUACAAACGUUAAAAGUUGAAGGUAAACUCAGCAGUUCCCUGCAGCAACCCAUGUUUGUUUCAGUUAUGGCAAACGUGUGUGAUCAGGUCCAUUCAAUUCUCGUCUUGUGGGUGGGCACUAAGAGGGGAGAGAGCGAGAACAGCGGAGUAAGGGGAGUCAAAGACCGCCAGGCGCUCAAUUCAUCACGGAGAGUCCUCGAUGAGGAAGUGCAGCCCACUGGACUGGCUGUGCGGGGGGGACACGCCGCUGUGCUCUGUAGAUCCUGCACAGAUCGUGACCCAUCGAAACGCGGCGAGAUGCCCGGGCAAUUGUAUCAAUGAUCAUGUGCCUUAUUGGCACCGAAUCGGUGCCUGCUGAGCCGUAAGGUGUGUGGAGUGGAGGGGGAAGUAAAGCGGAGGAGGAGGAGUGGACAGCCUGGCAGACAGGUGCACUCUUCUCAAUCUUCUUUCAUUUUCUCCCAGUCCCGUUCAGCGAUUGCAUGAGCCAUGGACACCCGCAAGGAGAGCCAGGCAAGAAAACAGCCGAUGAAACCUAAAACGUCGAAGCGAAAGAAGAACAAAUACAAAAGUGGCAAGUUCGUCAGGAGGAAAUCGCUGCGUUCUUUUGGGAAUUUUAUGGGAAGGAUCCUGAAAACUUUGGGCACUUUAGGGCACUUCGGCGACGCAGAGCCGCCAGACGCGGAUGAGGACGACGGCGGCUUCGCGAGGAACGCCUCGGGCGGUUUCAGGGACGACUUUUCGCAGACCUCCAGGGAGGGAGCCGCGAAGAGGAGCUCCGCGGUCUCCUCCUAUCACGGCUCGGUGAAGGAGCGGCUGUCGUGGUGCUACGGCGACAAGACUCCCGGCGUGUUGGGACUGAAGAACCACGGCAACACCUGCUUCAUGAACGCCGUGGUCCAGUGCCUCAGCAACACGGACCUGCUGGCCGAGUACCUCGGGCUGGGGCAGUACAAAUCGGAUAUGCGCCGCAGGGGGGCGAACGGGGAGGUGAGGGCGGAGGAGGCGCCGAGCUCCGGGGGAGAAGUGACCGAGCAGCUGGCGUCGCUGGUUCGAGCGCUGUGGACGCUGGACUACACCCCGCAGAUGUCCGGGGAGUUCAAGAGCAUAGUGUCAAAAUACAGCUCUCAGUUUCGGGGGAACUCUCAGCAUGAUGCUCUUGAGUUUCUCCUCUGGCUCCUGGACAGAGUUCACGAAGAUGCCAAUGCAAGUCCUGACAACAACAACAGCAGCAGCAGCAGCAGCAAGACCAAAGCCAGCACUAAGGCGACCAGCACAUCAGAGAAUCCUUCUAGCUUAGCCAGCACACAGCAGCCUCGGGGUCGCCACAGCUUCGUCCAGGAACAUUUUCAGGCUCAGUACAGGUCUUCUCUGACGUGCCCUCACUGCCUUAAACAAAGCAACACCUUUGAUCCAUUUUUAUGCAUCUCUCUGCCUAUUCCCCUGCGACAGACCAGGCUGAUGUGUGUGACGCUGGUGUUCAGCACAAAGGGUAAGAGGUACCUGCGGGUGGGGCUUGCUGUACCUCUGUUCGGUUCUGUAUCCUCUCUAAGAGCCAUGGUAGCAGCAGAGGGCAACAUCUCUCCUGAUCAGGUCAUCCUGUCAGAACUUUACUCCACUGGUUUCCAGCGUUCCUUCUCAGACGACGAUGACUUGACCACCAUUGCCGAUAGUGACGUCGUCUAUGCCUUCCAAGCUCUGCCCGGUAGCAGUCGUGGGGGCUCUGCUCUGCACUCAGGGUAUCACCACAGUCUCCCUUCAUCUCCUUACUACUCCACAUCAGGUCCUGAUGGUCAGAGGUUAUCUGCAUCAGGACGACUCUCCUCAGAGUACCUGAAUCAGAGCAGCUCCGCCAAGGUUCUCCUGCUCAUGUGCAAUACAGCUGGAUCUGGGCAGCAAGCUGUCAGGUUCGGGCCUCCUUUCCUCAUGCUCGAAGACCGGAAUAUCUCAUGGGAGCAGCUGCAGCAGAGCAUUCUCAGCCAGCAGUAUUAUCUCAUGCUGAAUGGAUCCCAGGCUCAGAAUGCUGCUGUUGAAUUCAAGGUCAGAGUCGUUGGAGGGUCCUCAGCCUACAGCUACUUGUCCCCAAAGGACAGUCGACCAUUGUCCCACCCUGCAGUUGACAGAGCUUUGAAGUUCUGUGGGCCAGGAGGACCUCCCCAUGUGAAGCUUGUUAUUGAGUGGGACCACAACUCUAAAGAACGUUUGUUUGGCAGCAUCCAUGAGGAGGUGGUGAAAGAUGCAGAGAGUGUGAGGCACCAGCAGCAACAACACCUGCAGCAACAUAACUGUACCUUGGAUGAAUGCUUCCAGCUUUAUACCAAAGAAGAACAGCUUGCUCCAGAUGACGCCUGGAAGUGUCCCCACUGUGAGCAACUGCAGCAGGGCAUGGUGAAGAUGAGUCUAUGGACGCUGCCUGACAUCCUAAUCCUCCACCUCAAGCGCUUUCGACAGGUUGGUGAACGAAGGAACAAACUGUCAACCUUGGUUCGAUUCCCACUGACUGCUCUAAACAUGGCCCCUCAUGUAGCAAAGAGAAGUCAAAGUAUGAAGAAUCUGCACGUUGGGUCCUCCUCCUCUACCCGGAAACAGCCUUCAGGCCGAAACCAUCAACCUGCUGAUUUACUCUUACCGCAAGAUUACUUUUACGACCUCUACGCUGUGUGUAACCAUCAUGGAGGAAUGCAUGGAGGACAUUAUACUGCUUACUGUAGGAACUCUGUGGAUGGUCAGUGGUACAGCUACGAUGACAGCAGUGUGGACCUGGUGCCAGAGGAUGAAGUGUGUACCAAGGGAGCUUACAUCCUUUUCUAUCAGAGACGCAACGUUAUCCCUCCGUGGUCGGCCAGUAGCUCCGUUCGAGGCUCUAUCAGUUCAUCGGUGUCAGACCACUGGCUAAUCCGGCUAACAGGGGACAGCAAGAGAGGCAGUCUGGUGUCUCCUUCCUCCACCAACGUUUCGUCUUUGGUACCAGACUCUCCAGAGUCUCCAGUCUUCCACAGCAAUGGCAUUGAAGAGGAGAGGGGCGGCUUUGAGAAGCGGCCGUUUGUCCGAGGGCUUCAAGGGCGCAGCAUCAGCCUGAGAGUCCCGACCAAGCAAAAGGACAGCCUGAGCAACAAGUUUCCUAUGCGCUGGUCCCUAGGUUCAAAAGAGAGACGAAAGCCUGAGCAAGUGUCCCCCCGAACACAGGACACUGAUCCUGCCGAGCUAGUGCAGUACUUGCAGUCUGGCCGACGACCCCAAUGCACCAAGGAUUCAAUAGUAAAUCUGAUGAAUGAAUCACGUAGCACCAAAAAGAUGCCUGAAGGUCGGGCAGCCAGUGUUCGAUCUUCAAAUGUUGGGAGUAUGAGUUGUGUUGGUAAGAUGGAAAAAGAGCCACAUUAUUCUCAGGUCCCCGAGGGUCAAAGAAGGCCAUCAGAAAGGACAUCGGAGAAGACUUCUGGGAAGACAGCCAGUCUGAGACGGAAAAAGGAAAGCCUGGCAAAAGAAGAGAGCUCAGGGAAUAUGAGCACUAGCUCUAGUAGCAACACCCUUUCCAGGAGGAAGGAUGCCAGGAGGCCGAGCUCCUCUAAGUCUUCACAAGAUGCAGAGAUGAAGCUGAGUUCCAGUUACAGUGCAUCAAGCCUUCAAGAUGGAACUCUGAGAAGACAAAAGGGGCAGGAUGCUAAUGGGGAUCACCACAGUGCUGAUGCAGACAAGUCAAAGGCAAAAAAAGAUGAAGUGCCCAAGAGUCAUGACAGUUUCUUCUCUUUUCUAAAAAGUAACUUCCUAAAGAAAGAUAAGGAUUCUAAGAAGUCCAUAAACGGUGAGUCAGGAAAAGGAGGUGAUGAGGGGGAAGGCAGAAGGAACUCAUCAAGAACGUCACUACCCAAUGGAGCAGCUGGAGGAAGAACUGGAGUGGAAGGAAGCAAAUCAAAUGGUUUGGGCCGUCGGGUUGAUGAACUGGCAAAUGGGAAGUUAGGAAGCUCCACCGCUAAUAUUAGACGCUCAAAGAGCUCCUCUAACAUACCCUCCAAAGCAGAGCAAAGCAUACGCAGGACAGUGUCCUUACAUCGUAAUGGGAUGUCCACAACCCCAGCACCAUCACGGAGCGUGACCACAGACAAACCGUCUUACAGCAACCCACAGAGGACUCGGUACAGCACAACCUCACUGGGACGCAAGAAGACAUUCCCUGAGUCCAGCUUCUGAUGCAGAGAAACUGAGAUUUUUUUUUCCUAACGGAGAGCAAACCAUCUUUUAGAUCAAAGCAAUAUAGUUCCGUUUACAAUAAAGUGAUUUAGUGUUCCAGGAAAAAAAUGACUCAAGUGGUUAGCACAAGAAAGCAGAGAGAUAGAGAUAGAAUAUUCACAUAUUAUAUAUAUUAUAAUAUUAUAUUAUAAUAUUAUAUAUAUAUAUAUAUAUAGGUUUUUUAUGAUUUAAAAUAAGUGCCUAAACAACACAAAUGCAGUUUAAAUGAAUUAUUUUUGUCUAUCACCUUGAGCUAGUGGUGCAGACUUUAUUUCCUACUAAUGCAGUAUGAGUGUUGGAAGACAUCACUCCAUUUUUAACUCAAAUUGUUUUUACUUACAAUCAGGACACGAUGAUUGUGUUCCUUUAUAAGAAUGUAUUCUCUCUGUUGAUUAACAGUUUUGAGGAUGUUUUUUCUGUUUAUUGUUGAAUAUUGUUUUAUUAAACCUUGUUUAGGCUUAAUUUAAAUGGCUGGUUGACUUUAUCAUACAUCAAUUCAGCUCCAUGGUUAAUGCGGUUAUUAACCUUUAGCGAUUGCCUACUGUGAAGAAACAUAUUAAUACACUAUGGAACUGCUAAAUAUAUUUAACACUAUAGAAGUUUUUUCAGAACUUAGCAGACAGUUUUUUUCCUCUUUGCUCAAAUACAAAAUGUAGCUGAACUGGUUUUUUGUUUUCUGCUGUUCUUAUGGGGGUAGAAAACCUGCCUCUUUAAGCCUUAUUACAGUGAAUGUUCCUGUAAAAAUGACUGUUAAGGAAACUGCUCUCUGAUUAUGUGAGAUUUGAAGCAGAGAAUAAGAAGCUGGUUUCCUUGCUUAAGUGCGCAACAAUUUUCUGAAGCCUGAAGUCUUCAUCUCAACAGUUCUCAGAGAAAAUUGUCACCAAAAUCUAAGAUCUUGAGUUUAUUUUAUUAUAUUAUUUUUCAAAAGAUUCUUCAAGAUACUAUUUUAAUGAUUUUACAUUUGCAUUUACUGCAUGCUGCUGCUAAUACAAACUAACUAAAUGGCUAUCACCAUUGCAACAAUAAAAAACCUGUUUAAACAUCGGCCAAAUCUUAAAUUAAAAGCAGACAUCUGCAUUGGUACAAAUAAUUUCAAUACAGGUUUUGUGGACCUAAUUGCCGCACAGUGAUAAUAAAAGCCCCAGAAGAUUUCGCCAGGAAACUGAUUUGUCAGCGGUUAUGAACCCCUAUAGUUUUUCAUUUUGGCAUAGACGGCUUCUUUAAAAGGAAACAAAAAUAGACCUUUUGAUCCUCAUUUUUAAAUAAUAAUGACAGUGUUUUGCAUUUGUUGUGAGCACAUGGGUGCUGCUGCCUAAUCAGACAACUUUGAUAUGUGAUGCAGGACAACUUUUUCUUGUAUUUUCCUGGAAACGUUCAUAACAUAUUUUAAUCAGCUGAAAAUAUGUCAUCAGUUGUUUAACCCAAAUGUUGUUAUGUAGACACUGGUUACACUACUUCAGAUAUUUAUCUUAUGUAACAGAUUUUCCUGCUGAAAACGACGGCAUCUACACUGUGAUUCCAAUCAAAAACACUGUAGUACAGAUGCUGCACCAGAAGGUGGCAAUGACUUUAAUAAUAUUAACGGCAAAAUUCAAAACAAGAAGCACCAGGCUAAAUGUUCUCCCAAAACAAUCGUAGCUCAUGAUUUUUAUGAAACGGUUUGCCCCUUCCUCUCAGCCAUAAACCUUUACAGUGUUCUUUUGAAGUUUAGUGGAGACAGAAUCAAGACAAAGGAAUAAAAACACAAAACAUGGAAACGGCUUCACUUUUGUUUCUGUUUCUAGCACAAAAAUCUACUUUUAAACUUCUUCACUCUGAAGAGCAUUUUGAAAAACCUCAUGAGAAGCUGUUUGCUGAUGUAAAUGCAGCAUAAAAUCUCCAUGUUGUUGAAUACCCUGGUCAGGGUGGGCAGGGCCUGAGUCGCUCAGUAAAUGCUCACUGAAACAACCGCUUAAGUUGUAUUUUUCUUGCUAGAAUUUUUGUAUUGGUGAUGUGUGAAUUCUUUCUGUUGACUUUUUGUUAAUCAAAUAUAAUGAAGGAUUAGGUGCUCACUUUUCAAAGUUUUUCUGUCUCUUGUUGUCUAAUUUCUUCUUUGCCGACAUCAACCUGCUUUAUAUCCAUUGGUUGGUAAAGCACAAUGCAGGGAAUAAAGAAGGUGGUUAUGGGGAGUAAUGGAUAUUUAAGGAAAACAAAGAACUAAAUGAAUAAUAUAGUGAAAUGUGGCUGCGCUGUAUCAGUGCCAAAAGCCAUCUCAGUCCCCUGUUCUGCUGAUGUAGUAACGUGUUCAAUUGUAACACAUGUUCUACCUGGAAGCUACUCAUCUGACAAUUCAAUGCUAAAGUUUAUGUUCAAAACGGGGGCAAUGGGGCAAUGUUAAUGACCUUUCUUUAUUCAAAAAGCACAAACACCAGCCUCAGUAACAAAAACAAUCCAUUUAAGUAUUUAUGUUCAUAACUUAGUUUAUGUAUUGAAUGUCUACAACUGUGCAGAGCACAACUUUCAGCUUGUACAGUGUUGUGAAAAAGGUCUUACAGUUCUUUGUUUUUUUUCUUUUUGGCACACUUAUAUGUUUCAGAUCAUCAAACAAUUUUACCAGACAACGAUAACCUAAUUAGAUACACGUAGUUGUCAAAGUAUUUCAUUUAUAAGUAACAAAAAAUCCAAAUCAGCCUGGCUCUAUGUGAAAAAGGAAUUCUCCCCCUUGUAUCAUGAAUUGUUUUUGACAUUUUGUGUUUUAGUUUCACAUCCACACCGAGUCCUGAUUACUGCCAGACAUGUAAAAUCAAGAAUCACUUAAGUUUCAGUUUCAACGGAAGAACUGAAGUGUAAAAAGUUGAUGGUAUCCAUCAGGCUGGAAAGAUUUACAAAGCCAUUUCUAAGGCUCUGGGACCCCAGUAAACCACAGUGAGAAACAUUAUCCACAAAUGGAGAAAACGUGGAACAGUGGUGAACCUUCAGUAUUGGCCGGGCUACCAAAAGUACCCUAAGAACACAGUGACAAGUCAUUACAGAACAACAUCUAAAGCACUGCUGGCCUCACCUGCCUCAGUUAAGGCUGGUGUUCAGGUUCAACAAUAAGAAAGAGACUGGGCAAAAAUGGCCUUCAUGGGAGAGUUUCAGAGGUUAAAUCUUUGCUUAGUAAAAAUAGACCAGCCACACAUUUACCAAAAAAUGAAUUAACAACCCCCAAAACAUUUUGGAAAAUAUUCUGUAGACUAACAAGACAAAGUGGAACUUUUUAGAAAACUUGUGCCCAGUUAAAUCUGGCAUAGAACAUGCCCCGUACAAUAAAAACCAUUAUACCAACAGUCAAACAUGGUGGUGGUAGUGUGAUGGCCAGGGACUGCUUUGCUGCUUCAGGACCCAAAUGACUCACUGUAAUUGAUGCAGCCAAGAAUACUUCUUUACUAGAAAAUACUGUAGAGAAUGAGUUAUUAGGUUUAUUGAGCUAUCACUAUUUUACACUGGGCCCAGUUGGUUUGGAGAGCAUUUUUUCCCUUAUUAAACUUGAAAACACUUUUUUGAACUUACUUAGGUUAUCUUUGUCUGAUUUUAAAUUUUGCCUAAUGAUUUAAAACAUUGAACUGAAUUAUGUGAUAAGAUUAAUAUCCAGAGUUGGAUGGAGCUGCUGCAGUCGACAGGGCUAGAAAAUAUCUUCCCAUGGGCAUUCAUUUUCUGCUUUCAUUUUUAAAACACUUCUUUAAAUUUUAUUUGGAAAUUUUAGAAUGAAAGCUGUCUUUCAGUACCUUUUAAAAUUAACUUUAAAUCGUUUUUACGAUUUGCAUACAUGAAGUUUGUUUCACGUGUAAACAUUGAUUCUCUUUUAAUACACUGUACUUUAAAGUAUGUGACAUAAAAUCUUGUUUUUAAGGAGUUGGUUUGGUUUUGUGUAACAAAUCCUUUGUUUGUAAUAACUUUAUAGAGUCCGAUUCCUUCAGCCUUCCUAUAUCUGCUUUUUAACUUUGUAAAUAAGAACUUAAUUGCAAUAGUUAAACAUUUGUCUAAAUAAAUUAUUAUGUAAUAAAUCCAAAAUUGCGAUGGUUGUGGAAAUAUGUUGACAAAUGAACACAUCACCUAACAAAAUGUGUAACAUUUUUGAUUCUUGACCUGAUCUCAUGUUUUAACACUUCUCUUAAUCUGCAGAACAGAAAGGCUGUUAGAAUCUGAUAUUUUAUUUUGUCAUUUUAUUGUAAUAUUUUUGUGGUCAUUAAUCAUAGAUUUGGUCAGUUACGCAGUGAUACCAUUGUGCAUAUUUUUUAAGAUUAAUGUGAAAAAGAUUUAUUUUUGUAAAAUUUUGUACAUCUUUGAUAAAUAAGUGAAAUGAUUUGAGAAAGUACUACUGCAACAACAUAAACUUUACUGAAAAUACACAAUUAAACCUCA